AUGACAGACUCUUCCUCGGUGAAGAUUAACCCUACCAUUGUUGCACAAGCUAUAGCCGCAGGGAUUCGGUUUAAUACCAUCCAAUCACGCGAGGAGGCGAUUUCAGACAACUUUCAUACGACAUAUUCUUGGAUCUUCCAAAAUGAACCUCUACAAACACACGAUAUACCCAUGUGGGACAGCUUCCCUAAGUGGCUUGAAGAUGACUCGAACAAAGUCUACUGGAUCACAGGCAAGCCAGGUUCUGGCAAAUCAACUAUUAUGAAACUGAUAUUGCGACAAAAGUCUUUCUGGGAUUCGCAAUGCCAGUCUCUUGGAUCACUCCGCCUUCUUCUUGUCAAAUACUACGCAUGGAAUCCGGGUAACACGCUACAGAAGUCCCUCGAGGGCCUCAAAAGGACCAUUAUAUCACAAGUGUUGGACCAAUGCCCUGAUUUAGCCCCAAUAUUGACACCAAGACGCUGGGCGUUCUGCCAAGUGUUAAGAAGCACCUCAGGCAUCCCCAUGUGGAAUACGGAGGACAUAGAGGAGUCCAUCGAGACAUUGCUCCCCUCGUGUGGAAAGAAUAUCAAACUCGCAUUAUUUAUUGACGGGCUUGACGAGUUCGACUUGCCGCCUAUUGAAGUCAUCAAAUGUAUUCGACAUAUAACUGCACGAUGCCAAAGUGGACUUAAAGUAUGCGCUGCAAGCCGACCAUGGACAGAAUUUGAAGAUGAAUUUAACGAAGGCCCAAUGCUUCGAAUGCAUCUACUAACAAAGCAAGACAUGAGAACCUUUGUCACAGAAAAUUUCAAGGGUAACAAAGGCUUUGAUGAGCAGAAGCAAUUGAAUUCUGCAGCCGCUACUCAGCUUCUUACUGAUAUAGUGCAGAGGGCAAAUGGGGUUUUUAUCUGGGUCUCGAUAGUUGUGCAACAUUUACAGGCCCUCUUCCUCGAAGGGCAGUCGAUAGCUCAAGCUCGGGAAAUCCUCGAAGUCCUCCCUUCAGACAUCUCGUCCCUGUACGAUGCCAUAUGGGCCAGUAUCCGUCCGGAAAAUCUCCUUGAUGCUUCCUAUAUGAUGCAGGUGCUGAGAGCUGCUGACGGCCCAUUGCCAUGGUUUACAAUGUGGCUGAUUGAAGAAUCGAGGUUUACCUCAAUAGACAUCAACAACCUCCCCGAUGAUGAAAAUUGGAAAGAUGUCGCUAUGAAGUCAUUGAAAAGGAAACUUGCAGCUCGCACCAAGUGCAUUUUGGAAGUUAAUGCAAGUUCAAGCGGUGGUUUUGUUGACUUCAUCCACCGCACUGCUCGGGAUUGGGCUGUGCAGCCUGACAAUUGGCAGUUGAUCUGUUCCUCGAGUACACAAUUUGAUCCUCACUUAUGUAUCCUAAAAGUUGAGGCUCUCAUUGUAUCUCACCAGGGAUUGAGCGAGCUGGGAGACUUUUGGGAUACUGUAGCGAGAGCCCUUUGGCAUGCAAGUGAGGUCAAAGACAAUCCGGAGAAUGCGUUGGAGUUCGUCAAUUCCCUGAACUCAUUUGAUGCUCAGGUCAGCAAAUUAUUUCAAGAAACUUCAAUUGGAUGGGCAAUGGUCGGCAAAUAUGCUGACCAUUGGUCAGCUGGACAGGACACCAAGCGACGAUGGCGGAUCCAAAACACUUUUCUUGGAUUAGCUGCACAAUUCUCUAUUCUACCCUAUAUUAAGGCUAUGGCGCUCUCAGACCGACCUCAUUUAGCUCAGCGGUUUUCCCGAGAUUCCCUAGGGCUUCUCGAAAACGCAAUUUUUGGUUACUCUUUCUAUAUGUCGUCAGCUCUUUUCCAGAACGGUUUUCGCCCUCGAAUCCCUUGCGCCCGGAGGUUGGCUACUGUGAGAUAUCUAUUAGGGCAAGGGGUUUAUCAAUCGAAAGUGCACACAAGAGAUGGAAGACACGAUCUGAAGGAGGAGAUACAGAAAGUGUCUCUGGAAGAUCCGGAAUACUAUGCCACAGUAGCAAGCUACUUGGAUAACAGAGAUCUCAGAGCAAGUGUUAAAACUAUUGGACUGCGCAUUAGGUAUUUUUUUUUUCCAAGCCAGAAGCGUAACUUGAUACAGUUAUACUGUUGA
Molecule: messenger RNA, 2076 nt
Organism: Trichoderma virens Gv29-8
Lineage: Eukaryota; Fungi; Ascomycota; Sordariomycetes; Hypocreales; Hypocreaceae
Exons: 1
Coding region: 1-2076 (691 amino acids)
Source: RefSeq, a predicted model, not a curated record